GAGAAAAAGAGAUGUAGAGCGAUAUCAACAUUUUGACAGAUUUCACAUUCCAUUUUCUUUUCCGUUCAUUCGUUUGACAACGAAUUUGACUUGAGCGUGAACCUCAAAAAUCGUGACAUUUUAUCAACGAAAUAUAAAUAAUUUUAUUUAAUUACAAGCCGCCGAUAUAUCUUCGCGAUGAAAUAUAUAUCCGUUAGUUUAAUAUUGUCUUUAAUUUUUGGUGUUUAUGUUAUCAAUACUAUAUGGACAUUGGCUGAAAUAUUUAUACCGCCAGAAUGUAGUCGUGGCGAGAGAUGUUUUUCAUCUUAUUUAUCUUCAAACCCCGUGCAGCAUUUAGUUCUCUACACUUCUGUUAAAGAACAUCCAUACCUUGAUGGUUCCACAGAAGAAAGUGUGUCAAAAGUUCAUACUUCUAUGAAGUUUGAUUAUAGAAAUCCGGCGACAAUUGAGAUUAAAUUGAAAGUACCGCGUAAAACUCGCAAUAACGGUACAUUAUUCAUGCAUGCAGUUUUGUUGGAUGAUGGCCGCUUAUACAAGGAGUAUGACGAGAUUGUUCGCACAGAGUCCAUUCAUACUCUCCCUCUGAUUACACACACUGAACCUCAAGCAGAAACAUUUAACCUUCUUCAGCAAAAGGCUGAAGGGAAAGCCGUUGUGAAGGAUAAGGUGGUUCGCCCCUACUCUCAUAUAACUACAAUAGCGCCACUGUCUAUCCUUACGGACGACUUGAGACUGCCUAGUAAUAAGAUACCUGGUGAACUGUAUCCUUUCAUAAGAGUAAGAAGCGGUAAAUUUUUGCCCAUACUGCAGCACAACGUAUUGAAAUCCAGAUUAUCACAUUACCAAUUGCUGAACAAGAGUUCUUCCGAGGUCAACAUAACUGUGACGGUAUCACCUACUUCAUACGGUUCUCUACGGUUGGCCCUGCAUGUCCGACUGGCUUUAGAACAGUUGUUUACACUGGGCUUCAGUGAAAAAGACGUAGAUGAUGUCAAGGGAAUAUUUGCGGACACCAAUUUGUAUUUAUUGUCUGCUACAGUGCUGAUUGCAAGUUGUCAUUUGUUAUUUGACUUCCUGGCGUUCAAAAACGACGUAUCGUUCUGGCGUCGCAAGCGCUCCCUGGCGGGGCUGUCGGCUCGCACGGUGUUCUGGCGAGCGUUCUCACAGCUCGUCAUAUUCUUCUACCUGCUGGAUGAGAAUACCUCGCUUCUGGUACUCGUGCCGGCGGGUAUCAGUGCUAUUAUUGAGUUAUGGAAAGUGACAAAAGUCCUGCACCUGCGCAUAUCGUUCUCGGGCUAUAAGAUCCGCGUAUGGCGGGACAGCAGCGCGGACGCGGGUGAACGGAGCACGGCCAAGGCCGAUGCUGAGGCCAUGAAGUAUCUCUCCAUGUUGUUGUACCCGCUGUGUGUGGCCGGCGCUAUAUACUCGCUGGUUUACGAGCCCCACAAGAGCUGGUACUCCUGGGCGCUACACAGCAUCGUGAACGGCGUGUACGCAUUCGGUUUCCUAUUCAUGUUGCCGCAACUGUUCGUCAACUACCGUCUACGGUCCGUAGCAGCCCUGCCUUGGAGAGCCUUCAUGUACAAGGCGUUUAACACCUUCAUAGAUGAUGUUUUCGCGUUUAUCAUAACGAUGCCUAUCGCUCAUCGAGUGGCUUGCUUCAGAGACGAUCUUGUCUUCCUAGUGUAUUUGUAUCAGAGAUGGUUGUAUCCAGUAGACAAGUCACGUACUGACACCGCUUCCAGUAUGGACGAGAACCCAGAAGAAUUAGAACCAAUCAAGCAGAAAGAAGAAUAGUUAAAUAAUUAUUAUUUCCAAGUUUUUAUGGUACCAUGAAGAGGCUGUUUAAGGUGCUAAGUUAGCGCUACGGGACUGUUAAAAAGACAUUUUCGCCGAAUUUUUAUAUUAUGUUAUUUUAUAUUUUUAUUAAUACGCAACAAGUUUACAUAAAUAGCAAUUAUUGAUAUGAAAGUCUUAUGCAUUUCGACAUCACAAAUAAGUUUCUUAUAUAGGGUACAUAUUUUCGAAAAAUUAUCAAAUUAUUUCGGUGAAAUAGUGACUUGUGCUUUGAAUUAGGUUAAAUUAUGAUAAUAAAAUAAUAAUAUUUAUUUAUUUUAAUAUUAAAUUGCUCAUAUUUAAUUUUACUUAUUAGCUUUAUAUAAUUUUGAUCCUAUUCCGUUCAGGGUUUUACGUAUACUAUUAGUUAAUGACGAUUAUGUGAAGUGUUAUGACUUGAGAGAGAAUAAGCUAAUAGUCGCCUAUUUAGAUAAUUAUGUAGGAAAUGUUGUUAGUUUUUUUUCUGCUGGCAACCAAGCUUCCACAUGGCCACACUAAUAAAUAUCAAUGUUUCAAAUGUAACCAAGUUUAAAAUGGCUCGCCAUUGAUGAAAAAAAAGCAUUUUUACGCAUUGUAGUUUUGAAAAGUCGAUUACGUGAUGACAUUGAAAAUAAUCAGCCAUGCGUAUGUAUUUCUACACGCGAAACAAUACGCACGUUGGUAGGCAAACAGAGAUUAUUGUAGUAAAUAAAAUUAAAACCAUUGUUGUUUAUUCGUUUGAGAUUUGUGAGCCAAAAAUGAAAUGAUGCCCACUGAAUUGACACUCCUGAUAAGACAACAAAAUUAGGACAUUUGUAAAUUACGAAAAUUUUAUGUAUUUUAUAUUCAUUAUCGUAUACCUAAAGCUAUUUUUUUACGAAUCAUUUAUUAGGUUAACCUCACGACAUUGGUUGAUUAUAUUAUAUGUUCAAGAAUUACUAAUACUUUUAUGUUACUCUUGCUAAAAUGUCCUAGGAGCUCAUAAAAGACAAUUUUCCUUUAAAUCAGUUUUGGUUGAAACAUUUGCCUACCUAAAUUGUAGGAUAAUAUAAUAAAAAUAUAUAAAAAAUAUUACAAUGCAUAAAAAAAGGUAUCUACUUCAUAAAAUUCUUGAGACAUGUUAAGUAAGUUUGGAUGGUUUAUAGUUAAAAAUAUUGAAAUGAUUGCAAUAAUCACGAGCUUGUGGUAUGUGAAAAUUGACAGAAUUGACAAGAUUCUCAGAUUUGAAGCUUUUUUACAGGAUUAUUUUUAUGAAUUUUUAGACAAUAAUUGUUGUAUUUAUUAUGUAAAUGUGGAUAUUUAGAAUAUUAAAUAUAUCGUGUAUGUGUACAAUUAUACAUAAAAUAAAAUACUCUUUGAAAUUAUGUUUAGGUACGAAAAAAUCGGAUUAGUUGUGAAGUGUAAAGUUAAAUAGAAAUUGAAAUAUGUAAUGCGGAAUCUGUAUGAUCUAUUACAAUAAAAUUAUAAGAGUUUGUUAGUUUAUGUACAUCAAUGGCUGUUUCCGUUGUUAAAACAUACAACAUUGAUAUAAUAUAGAUAGCUAGCUUACUUACUUCCAUUCGCUUAUUAAAUAGUUAGAAAAUAUAGAAUUCUUCCUAUUUUAUUAGGAUACCUAUGACCUAUAUUUAUUUAUAAUUAGUUAAUUUAUCCAUAUAAAUAAAGUGUAAAUUUUGUUUUGUUGGCAUUUUGUAAAAUAUAAAAUAAUAUUGUUAAACGAAUGAGACUUAAAUCUUAUUUAUUAUUUACGAAUGGAAUCGAUGUGGUUGUUUAUAUUGCGCAAUAAAUGAUGUCUUUAUUAAUA
Helicoverpa armigera (cotton bollworm) is the source of this 3616-nucleotide messenger RNA. RefSeq names its product lipid scramblase CLPTM1L. The record is from RefSeq and is a predicted model, not a curated record. Gene Ontology annotation, cellular component: endomembrane system; membrane. NCBI's taxonomy places the organism in Eukaryota, Metazoa, Arthropoda, Insecta, Lepidoptera, Noctuidae. The transcript has 8 exons. The coding region runs from base 178 to 1797 and encodes 539 amino acids.